Messenger RNA from Sinocyclocheilus anshuiensis, 3355 nucleotides. RefSeq names its product DNA (cytosine-5-)-methyltransferase 3 alpha b (gene dnmt3ab). The record is from RefSeq and is a predicted model, not a curated record. The coding region runs from base 245 to 3205 and encodes 986 amino acids. Gene Ontology annotation, cellular component: nucleus; cytoplasm. NCBI's taxonomy places the organism in Eukaryota, Metazoa, Chordata, Actinopteri, Cypriniformes, Cyprinidae. Gene Ontology annotation, biological process: negative regulation of DNA-templated transcription. Gene Ontology annotation, molecular function: methyltransferase activity. The transcript has 24 exons.
CAGUGAGAGCGGAGCAUCUGGAGGAGAGUUGGCCGGCUGUGGAGGUGGUGGAGGACGGGGAGAGCGAAGCAGAAAGAGGAUCCGGGAGUCAGCGAAAACAAAAAAGGGGUCAGACCUGGAACUUGGCGAAGCGGGGGAUCCUAAAGAAGGAGGGUCAUCAUUGUUUUUCGCCUUUUUUGCUCUUUUAUUUUUGUUUUGAUCUUUUUCGACUUUUGCAUUGUGUUCAACAGUCACUCAUUUGGCGAUGCCGUCCAACACAGUCACCGCCGCCGCCGCAUUCAAGAGCUCCGACUUCAACUGUGACACGAACGGAAAUCAAAUGAAUGAGAACUCUAGAACGGACACCGUGGUUAUUGACGAGAUGCCUUCGCUCUGCACUCCUGUCCGCAAGGUUGGACGGCCUGGCCGCAAACGCAAGCACCUCCCCGUGGAGUGUUACGGGCCAGUGGAUCAGCUGGUGGGCGUGGCUAAGCAGCACAAAGGGGUGGAGCUCCAGUCGUCUUUGCAGUCCCAGAAUGGAGAUGUUGAGAGGCAUGAGAACAAAUCGUGCGAAGGCCGCCACCCCACGCUGGACAAGAAUGCUGUGGAAAAUGGGCUCCCACGCCAAUCAGGCUGUCGGGCCGAGUCGGCCUCUGAUUCAAGGCUGAGCCCAUCCCAGGACUCCGAGAAGUACGAAGAGGAGACACUGCCAACUCUGCCUCGCAAGAAACGAGGGAGACGGAAACUGGAGCGGCCGACUAAAUACGUGGAGCACAAGGAGGACGAGGGUGGGGACUCUGCAAAGAAUGAGGGAGCUCGAGGGAGGCUCCGUGGGGGAGUGGGCUGGGAAGUCAGCCUCCGUCAAAGACCCAUGCCCAGAGUAACCUUCCAGGCCGGUGACCCUUAUUACAUUAGCAAGAGGACCAGGGAGGAGUUGCUGGCCAAGUGGAAGUUGGAGUUCCCUACGUUGCAGGCAGAGAAGAAGGCAAAACUGGUGUCUGUGAUGAACUCAAUGGAAGACCAUGGCGAGGUAGAGUCGGAGCCUCAAAAAGACAGCUCCAUAAUCACCGUCCCACUACCCUUUCCUCCACCGACGCCACCAACGCAGCAGCAACCGCCACAGCCUCAAGCUCAACCUCAGACCAACCUCAAAUCCCAGCCUUCUCCCCAGCAACAACCUCCACCAUUCCAACAGCAACAGCAGCCUACGGACCCAGCCUCUCCAACUGUUGCCACCACCCCAGAGCCCGUGUCUAUAGGGGACGGAGACAAGACCUCACCCAAGUCCACUGACACAGAGUCGGAGUACGAGGAUGGUAGAGGUUUCAGCAUCGGUGAGCUUGUGUGGGGAAAGUUACGAGGAUUCUCCUGGUGGCCCGGCCGGAUUGUAUCCUGGUUAAUGACUGGACGCAGCCGGGCGGCUGAGGGCACUAGAUGGGUCAUGUGGUUCGGUGACGGCAAGUUUUCUGUGGUCUGUGUUGAGAAACUGUUGCCUUUAAGUUCCUUCCACAACGCCUUUCACCAGCCAACCUACAAUAAACAACCAAUGUACAAGAAAGCCAUCUUUGAAGUGCUACAGGUAGCCAGCACUAGAGCAGGCAAAACCUUCCUCAUAUGCCCGGAGAGUGACGACACUGACACUUCUAAGUCAGUAGACAUGCAAAACAAACAGAUGAUUGAAUGGGCCAUGACGGGAUUUCAACCCACAGGACCUAAAGGUCUAGAGCCGCCUGAAGAGGAACGUAACCCCUACAAGGAAGUAUAUCCAGAGAUGUGGGUGGAGCCAGAGGCGGCGGCCUACACACCCACACCAGCAAAAAAGCCCCGCAAGAGCACAGCCACAGAGAAACCCAAGGUCAAAGACAUCAUCGACGAGCGGACUCGAGAGAGGCUUGUAUACGAAGUUCGUCAGAAAUGUAGAAACAUUGAAGACAUCUGCAUCUCCUGUGGCAGCCUUAAUGUUUCCCUGGAGCACCCACUCUUCAUUGGAGGAAUGUGCCAAAGCUGUAAGAACUGCUUCCUAGAAUGUGCGUAUCAAUACGAUGACGAUGGCUACCAGUCCUAUUGUACUAUCUGCUGUGGAGGGAGAGAAGUGCUCAUGUGUGGAAACAAUAACUGUUGCAGGUGUUUCUGUGUGGAGUGUGUGGAUCUGUUGGUGGGGCCCGGCGCGGCGCAGGCAGCUAUUAAAGAAGAUCCGUGGAACUGCUAUAUGUGUGGGCCGAAGGCUCAAUACGGCCUGCUGGAGCGCAGAGCGGAUUGGCCUUGCAGACUGCAGCACUUCUUUGCCAACAAUCACGAUCAGGACUUUGAACCACCGAGGCUUUACCCUCCGGUUUUGGCAGAGAACAGAAAAGCCAUUCGCGUCCUGUCACUUUUUGAUGGGAUCGCAACAGGGCUGCUGGUUCUGAAGGAGCUGGGUAUCCAGGUGGAGCGUUACGUGGCCUCAGAAGUGUGCGAGGACUCCAUCACUGUGGGCAUCGUUCGGCACCAGGGACGCAUCAUGUACGUGGGUGAUGUGAGAAACGUCACCCAUAAAAACGUUCAGGAAUGGGGUCCUUUCGAUCUUGUCAUCGGUGGAAGUCCGUGCAAUGACUUGUCAAUAGUGAAUCCUGCAAGAAAAGGUCUCUACGAGGGCACGGGUCGACUCUUCUUCGAGUUUUACCGGCUGUUACAUGAGGCCCGACCUAAAGAGCGAGAUAACAGGCCAUUCUUCUGGCUCUUUGAGAAUGUGGUGGCCAUGGGUGUCAGCGACAAGAGGGACAUCUCUCGCUUUUUAGAGUGCAACCCAGUGAUGAUCGAUGCCAAGGAGGUGUCUGCUGCCCACAGAGCUCGCUACUUUUGGGGUAACCUGCCUGGCAUGAACAGACCGUUGACCGCCAUGUGCACUGAUAAACUGGACCUUCAAGACUGUUUGGAGCAUGGCAGGACAGCUAAGUUUGAUAAAGUGCGGACCAUCACCACUCGGUCAAAUUCCAUAAAGCAGGGCAAAGACCAGCACUUCCCUGUCUUCAUGAAUGACAAAGAGGACAUCCUGUGGUGCACUGAGAUGGAGAGAGAGAUCUCGAGGGCCCGCUUCAGUGAACAGGUGUUCGGCUUCCCUGUCCAUUACACAGACGUGUCGAACAUGAGUCGUCUGGCCAGGCAGAGGCUGCUGGGAAGGUCGUGGAGCGUCCCGGUCAUCCGUCACUUGUUUGCACCACUCAAAGAGUACUUCGCCUGCAUCUGAACUCAAAUCCAGUACAGAUGAGAAAAAUCUAAACCGAUGUAAUACCAAGAGCUUCGAAAGCAAGCUCUCGUAUGUUAUUUGCAAGUUCGACAUCAGAAAAAAAAAAGUUAUUUUAUGUUUUGUUUUGGUUUUAUUCUUCUGGUUUGGAAU